This is a messenger RNA of Microdochium trichocladiopsis, 1518 nucleotides long. RefSeq names its product cytochrome P450. The transcript has 5 exons. Gene Ontology annotation, molecular function: monooxygenase activity; heme binding; iron ion binding. The coding region runs from base 1 to 1518 and encodes 505 amino acids. The record is from RefSeq and is a predicted model, not a curated record. NCBI's taxonomy places the organism in Eukaryota, Fungi, Ascomycota, Sordariomycetes, Xylariales, Microdochiaceae.
AUGAUUGCCUCUCCGUUGCAACUGGCAGGCGUUGGAGUGAUUGCGACACUCGCCUACUUCAUCGUCCAGACAAUCUAUCGCCUCUACUUCCACCCUCUCGCCAAGGUCCCCGGCCCCAAGCACUGGGCCAUCACCGACCUCUUCUAUGUGAGGCACUACAUCAACGGCACCUGGGAUGGCCACCUCAAGACGCUCCACGACAAGUACGGCCCGGCCGUCCGCUACACGGCCAACCAGGUCUCCUUCAACUCCACCGACGCCUGGAAGCCCAUCUACGGCCACAAGAUGAACGCCGAGCAGAACUUCGAUAAGGAUCCCAUAUUCUAUGCCGUCCGCGAAGAGGAUGCCUCCAACAUCAUUAUUGCCAACAACGACGACCACCGCCGCAUGCGCCGCGUCCUCGCCCACGCAUUCUCCGAGAAGGCCCUCCGCGGCCAGGAAGACAUCAUGAAGGGCUACAUCGACCUCUUCAUCCGGCGCAUUGGCGAGAAGGCCGCCGCCAACGAGGCCAUCAACAUCGUCCUCUGGUACAACUUCACCACCUUCGACCUCAUCGGCGACCUCGCCUUUGGCAAGCCCUUUGGCAUGCUCGAGAGGGGUGUCUACCACCCCUGGGUCGCCAUGAUCUUUGAGAGCCUCACCGUCGUGCCCUACCGCGGGGUCCUCAACCGCUACCCCUUCCUCAAGCCCUUCGCCGACCUCAUCACCCCGAAGCGCCUUGCAGAGAGCUACGCCGAGAACGUCAACCUCAGCCGCGAGACGGCCUUGCAGCGCCUCCACUCGGGCAACGUGGAGCGCGAGGACUUCAUGUCCUACAUUCUGCGCAACAACAACAGCGAUGACGAGAAGGUCAAGGCCAGGGGCCUCACCGAGGACGAGAUUGCCUCCAACGCCAUGAUCCUCAUCAUCGCCGGUAGCGAGACCACGGCGACGAUGCUCAGCGGCACUACCUUCAACCUGCUCAAGAACCCGGACAAGUACGAAAUCCUCGUCCGCGAGAUUCGCGGCGCCUUUGCAUCCGAGGACGAGAUCACUUUGACGUCAGUCAACCAUCUUGAGUACCUCCUAGCUGUCUUCAACGAGAGUUUCAGGAUCUACCCUCCCGUCCCUACAGGCCUAGCCCGCAUCGUCCCCGAGGGCGGCGAGACCAUCGAAGGCUAUUACAUGCCACCCAAGAGCAUCGUCGCCGUGUCCCAGUUCUCCGCCUACCAUGACGCGCGCAACUUCUUCGAGCCCGAGAGCUUCCACCCGGAGCGCUGGCUCGCCAGCAACACGACCGACCCCCGCUUCGUCAACGACAAGCGAGACGUCAUGCAGCCUUUCUCCAUCGGACCCCGGAACUGCAUCGGCAAGAACCUCGCCUACACCGAGAUGCGCCUCAUCCUCACCCGCCUGCUCUACAGCUUCGACCUGGAGCUCCAGCCGGAGAGCCGGGACUGGAUGAACCAGCGCGUCUUUACGCUGUGGGAGAAGGGCGAGCUCAUGGUCAAGCUCAAGCCCGUGACCAAGCGCUGGUAA